Molecule: messenger RNA, 1245 nt
Organism: Pomacea canaliculata
Lineage: Eukaryota; Metazoa; Mollusca; Gastropoda; Architaenioglossa; Ampullariidae
Product: low-density lipoprotein receptor-like
Exons: 8
Coding region: 103-1059 (318 amino acids)
Cellular component (GO): plasma membrane
Molecular function (GO): protein binding
Source: RefSeq, a predicted model, not a curated record
ACACAGACAGCGACAGCUGGCAACCCGUGCGCAAAGGUCUUUCUAUCAGUCCUUCCACUCCACUCUCUCCUUCAUUCUAGGAAGACAUUUAAACAAGGAGACAUGUUGAGGUUUGCAAUCCUCCUGUUUCUGGUGGUGACAGUCACAGAGGCAGACAUAAACUAUAAGAACAAAGUUAAACGAGAUUUGAACCCUGGCACAAUGAGGAAACGACAAGUCACAACCUGUGGUGAGAACCAGUUCAUGUGCAAGUCCGGGGAGUGCAUCCUGGCGGAGUGGACGUGCGACACUCAAGCCGACUGUCAGGACGGAUCUGACGAACAGGAAUGUGAGUGUGUGUGCAGAGGUGAACACAAGUUUCAGUGCCAGAAUGGUAAAUGUGUUCCGUCGUCCUUCAUCUGCGAUUCGGAUAACGACUGCGGAGAUAUGAGCGACGAGACUGACUGCCACUUGGUCACGUGCAGACCUGGGAUGCAUCGAUGCGACGAAUUCAGGUGCAUCAACGAAUGGGACAUCUGUGAUGGUGUCGACGACUGCCGUGACGGUUGGGACGAGAGCAACUGCGACGACACAGUCUGCAGACCGUAUCAAGUGCAGUGCCCCAACACCACCAUCUGCAUCGACCCCACGUGGCUGUGUGACGGCGACAACGACUGUCGCAACGGAUGGGACGAGAGCAACUGCGACACGUGCAACGACGGUUACAUUCACUGCGCCAACUCGACCAAAUGUAUCCCUGAUGACUGGAGGUGUGACGGUUGGGCCAACUGUCCCGAUGGUAGCGACGAGCAGAACUGCGUGUGCAACACCACCACACACUUCCUGUGCACCAGCGGCCAGUGCAUUCGCGGUGACUACAGGUGUGACGGCAACAACGACUGCAGCGAUGGCUCCGACGAAGUUGGCUGCCCUCCGCCGCACCCCAGCGUCUGUAGCGACCACCUGUCAGUGCGAGGGUGUCUUCAGAUGAACGACACGUCCACCCCCAUCUGUCUUGACGAUGACCUCGGGUUCAAAUAUUGCCGCAAGUUCUGUAACCUCUGCUUAUCUGACGAAUAAGUAGUAGAGCCAUCUUGGAUUCUGUUCCUGAAAAUAUUUGGCCUUCCGGUGCAAGAGCACACAAGAUUACAUUUGAAGAGGCCGAAGACUCACUCUACACGUGUAUUUUCUCUUGUUACUCAAUGUAUAGGUAGAAGUUUUGCCAUCAUCCGUAACAUCACGAAUAAAAAUUCUCAAAAUCUUUUA